UCAGUUUUAAAACUCCUGAGACAACGGAUGAUCUCAUUGCUCAGCGCCUUCAACUACUCGAGUCAAUCCACCGAUUUAACAAAUCAAGAAACUUGCGCAAAGCCAUAACGAAAGAUAAAAGCGUGCCUAACUUUGAUGAAGAAUUAUUGCACCAGCUAGCUAUCAAGAACUUUAAUAACAAGCAGAAUCCCGUGGAUGUGUUAGAGAAAAUCCAGACUCAUAAUCUUGAUGCCAAUAGCUGUGAUGGACCUGUAACAGCUGAAGGCGAUGCAGAGGUAACACCUUUGAGAAAGAGGGAAGUACAUCGGAGUCACACUAUUAGUGUGGCACUUUCAACAGCAGAUAGCAGUGACUUCUACAGUUUGCCCAGAGAUGCAAGUGCUGCUUCCACUGACAGCUGUCCGGAGGAUUGAUGCUCUAAAACAAGUUGAAUAAGGAAAUCUGGGUGCCUUACACAAGGAACACGACACGAUUCAGGCAGAGCGGUUUUCCCAUUCAGCAUUGAAGAGGCUUCUUGAGAUCAAGGUUUUCAAAAUUACAUUGGACGUUCAGCAGGAAGAGAAGCUUCCCCCUCUGACUUGGCAUGGAGUUUGCACUUCUGGAGAUGGACACUCCUGUUUAUUUUGGAAUGAAUCAUUAAAAUAUCGUAUAGUAGAUCUAUAUUUAAAAAAAAAACUAGAAAUGUAUUGAGAUGUCAGAAUUUAUAUUCUAUAGUAUUGCACUCUCUAAUCAAUUUUAGUAAUAAUAGAUAUGUGAGAGCAAAACUUUUUAUGGCAUUUUGAAGGACUGUUCUAUUUUUAUUCUGAAAAAGCAGUGGGUUUUAGUUGAACUGCUGAUUGAUGGAAUGCUUACAGUAUUCAGUAUGAGGUGUGUUUAAAAGUUAAGAGAGGCAAAAUUGUGUAGCUCGUUUAGUGCUCACUGAAUUGAUUGCAACGGGAAAUUAAGAGUAAAAGGUACAUUAUAUCUUGCUGAAGAGACUAGACACCUAAUUAAAAAAAGAAUUUCCUCUGUGAGCAGAGUUGAAACUUCUACUCAGAACAUGUUCGUAUUAUAUGAAAUGCCUACAUAACUGAGCAGCCCAACCGCAUUUGCUAUUUAAAAUUACGUAUUUGUGGCACAGAAAACGGGCCUACUUAAGAUGAGCCUAGUUAAGCAGAGCACAUCUGAUAAUAAGUUGCAAUUUUUGAAAAGCAGCUUCAUUGCCCUUACUUUCAAAGGCACUUCCAGCUAGUCUGUUGUGCACUUUUAGAAAUGGAAUGUCAACUUUAGGUGAACAUUCAAUUAUGGUGAAUAGCGCAAUAAUUUCAUUUCAUAUUUUGUGUUUAUAUAAUGUUUGUAUACAAAAUGGUGUGCUUUUUAAAUUGGUUUAAUAUGUCUUAAUAACUUGUUUUAGGUAGUAAGGUUGUCUUAAAAAUUUCUCUGUACAUUAAUAUACGGUUUAAAAACUGAGCUUUAGCUUGCUGCUGAAAAAGUUUUUAUUUUUCUACCAAGUAAUUCACCUAAUCUUCAUAUGUGCCUUGGACUUGUGCCAAAUAUUGUAAACUAAAGUAGUAAAAUUAACAGUUCUGUGUU
This is a messenger RNA of Thamnophis sirtalis, 1572 nucleotides long. The record is from RefSeq and is a predicted model, not a curated record. NCBI's taxonomy places the organism in Eukaryota, Metazoa, Chordata, Lepidosauria, Squamata, Natricidae.